AUGACUAUAUGCAUCUCACGCUGGCGCGAGUAUGCCGCCUCCAAAGAUGCCCAACUUCAGCAACUUUACCGAGAGAACCAGCGAGACAAGGCACGCAUCGAAGCGCAAUGUCAGACCAUUCACGCGCAAGACGAGCGUAUCAGACGCUUGGAGCUCGAGAUGUUUCCUAUCGAGAUGUCUCCUAUGGAGCUGUCUCCUAUGGAGCUGUCGUGCGGUACCGUGUCGCCGGCGGCGUUUUCAAUGUCGCUACAAGGCUCGAAGACACCAAAUUCCGUUGUAGACUUGCAGGCAGGCUUUGUGGGCGAAACGUUCGGGGAUGCCCUGCAGGAGACGUAUGGUCAAGCACCCGACGAUGGUAAUGCAAGCAUCGGGGACGACGUUUUUGCUCCGCUGCUGGCGUUGGCAAUGACCGCAGCAGAAGACACAACCGGACGGGCUGCUGAAGCAAGGGAGUCGCCACAGGCCGAGAGCAAAAGCCCGAUGAAGAGGCAUAUGGAAGAGGUAGAUGUUGCUUCGAAACGGGUUCGUCAUACGUAA
This is a messenger RNA of Colletotrichum spaethianum, 537 nucleotides long. RefSeq lists its product as uncharacterized. The transcript has a single exon. The record is from RefSeq and is a predicted model, not a curated record. The coding region runs from base 1 to 537 and encodes 178 amino acids. NCBI's taxonomy places the organism in Eukaryota, Fungi, Ascomycota, Sordariomycetes, Glomerellales, Glomerellaceae.